Messenger RNA from Gymnodraco acuticeps, 9401 nucleotides. RefSeq names its product centromere protein F (gene cenpf). Gene Ontology annotation, cellular component: nucleus; chromosome, centromeric region; spindle pole. NCBI's taxonomy places the organism in Eukaryota, Metazoa, Chordata, Actinopteri, Perciformes, Bathydraconidae. Gene Ontology annotation, biological process: regulation of G2/M transition of mitotic cell cycle; mitotic cell cycle; metaphase chromosome alignment. Gene Ontology annotation, molecular function: dynein complex binding; transcription factor binding; microtubule binding. The transcript is spliced from 38 exons. The record is from RefSeq and is a predicted model, not a curated record. The coding region runs from base 141 to 8636 and encodes 2831 amino acids.
GACUGAGGUCACAUGAAGUAGCCAAUGAGCAUAGAGCUGAGUGAAUUUCGAUUUCCUCCGGUGAGUUUGAAUUUUCCAACGAGACCAACCCCAAACAGUCUGUGUGACAUAAAGAAGCAGCGCGCCCAAAGAUUUAAACCAUGAGCUGGGCCGUAGAGGAGUGGAAGGAUGGACUUCCAGGGAAAGCCCUGCAGAAGAUCCAGGAGAUGGAAUCCCAGCUGGACAAACUGAAGAAGGACAGGAACCAGAAGCAGUUUCAGCUGGACUCCUUAGAGGCUACCCUGCAAAAGCAGAAACAAAAGGCGGACGGUGAACGUUCUGAGACCUCUGCUUUGAAAAGAGAGAACCAGUCUUUGCUAGAGUCUUGUGACUCUCUGGAGAAAGCUCGUCAAAAGGUCGUCCAUGACCUCGGAGUCAAAGAGCAGCAGGUGAGCUACCUUGACGGUCAGCUGAACUCUUGCAGGAAGACCAUAGAGCGACUGGAGCAUGAGCUUAAGAAGUACAAGAAUGAACUGGACCGUUCGCAGCCUGCUGGCUCUUCCUCCUUGUCGUCCUCCUCCUCUUCUGAUAUUCAGCACUACACGACUCCACAGAAGAGUUACCCUACCCCAGUUUCUGGAGCAGCCUACAGGCAGCAGGAUAACAGACUAGAUGUGCUUCAGGAGAAAUACAGCCAGGAGGUGGAAGAAAGAAAAAGGCUGGAGACUGAACUCAAAGUCAUGCAGGUCAAAAUGUUGAACCAGUCCUCAGUCAGUGUUAGCCACAAGGACAUAGCUGCUCGCCAAGCUGGAUCUUCGAUAUUCCCAUGGCAACAGGAUCAGGCCCACAGCCGCCAGUCCCAGGAUGCAAUGGAAACGCCUCUGAAGAGGCGGGGAGCCUCCCUGUGGGACGCCCUGGAGGAAACUCCCAUUAAAAGCAGCCAGCGGAUGAGCUCUACCAGAGCGGUGCAGAGUCCCUGUGGAUCCUCCCAACAGAUGGAGCAGCUGAAGACACUCAACCAAGAGUUGCGUGGCCGUGUGUCAGAGCUGGAGAGGAACCUGUCCACUCAGGAGAAGGAUAUUCAUAACCAGGCCUCCAAGCUGCAGGAACUUCAAACCCAACUGACCCAGGCCCGCAAAGAGCUGACUGAGCGGGACAGAGACGUGGCCAAGAACAGCCACGAGCUGAGUCAGGCCACAGACAGACACCAGCAGGUUGUGACCAAGUGUUCAUCAAUUGAACAGAAGCUGAAACAAGUCUCAGAGGAGAUGAGCUGUCAGAGGCACAACGCUGAGAGCUGCAAACGAGCCCUGGAGCAGAAACUCAAGGACCAAGAGAGAGACAGUCAAAAGGAGCUAGCUCAGCUGCAGAAUUCUCACCAGGCUUUGGACCAGCAGCUGAACCAGACCAGAACCAAGCUAACACAAGAGAUCCAACAGUCUAAAAAAGAACACAAUGUACUGCAGGCUGACAUGGAGAAGGCAUCCUUUCAAAAGAGUCAGAUAGAGAGGGAGGUAGAGGAGCACAAGCAGAAACUGCUGAGGUCAGAGCAGAGCCUCCAGGUCAGUCAGACCAAAGAGCAGGACCUCCGCAAGAAGAUGGAGGAGCUGCAGAGAGAAAAGAACAGUGUGACUGUUCAGCUGGAUCAGAGCAGCAGGCGUCUUAGUCAGCUGGAGGAGGAGAAGAAGGGUACAGAUCAGAGCUUUAAACGCACCCAGGGCUUACUAGAUGACCUCAAAGCUAAAUCUGAAGGGCAGGCGGAUGAGCUGAAGAGACUUCAGACUAAACUGGAGCAGCAGACUCAGAAUUCAGCCCGAGAUCUGGAACAUUUGAAAAAGACACUUUCUGAUGCAGAGACCAAAAAUGACAGAUCUCAGAGUGAACUGCAGAAACAGAAGCAAGAGACGGAGAGGCUGACCAACAAGUUGACAGUUUUGGAGAAGGAGAGCCAAGAGCUGCAAUCCAACCUCAGUGCGAGUCAGAAGGAGAGCAAGGAACUGAAACAAGAACAUCAAGUUCUGCUGGAGUGGAAGAAAGAAAAGGAGACCGUGGUUAAUGAAACCGAGGCUGUGCAGAAAGUCCUCACUGACAAGAUUGAAAACUUGGAGAAGAGCAUCAACUCGCUAAAUGAGGCCAAUGAGGCAGUUAAGAAGCAGCUCACGUGUGUCGAGGGAGACAAGGCCCGUCUGUCUGCUCACAUCGAUUCCCUGAAGGGAGAACUUCUGAACAAGAGCACAGAGUUGGAGGAGAGGGAGCAUCAGUACAACCAGCUUCAGUCUAAAUUAUCAGAGGUUGGACAGAAGCACAUCAAAGACCUGGAGAAUGUGGCUGUGCAAGUGGCCCAGCUUGAAGCACAGGUCAAAGCUCUGGAGUUGCGGUUGCAAAGGGAAACAAGUCGAGCAGAGCAGGCGGAGAAGACGAUCACAGAGCUGCAGGGGGAGCACCAGUCCGCCUGCGACCUCGCUCACUCCAAAGAUCAGCUGGUGGAGUUAGGCCAAGCUGAGAUCAGCCGGCUGAGAGACAGCCUCGCUCACACCUCUGCACAGCAAGAGGAGCAAGCUGCCAGGUUGGCCGAGGAGAAGGCGGCCCUGCUGAAGCAGUGUGAGGAGAGUGUUUCAGAGAAGGUUGAAGAGACCGAGACGCUCAAGCUGCAGCUGGAAGAAGUUCAGCAAGCGCUGCUGCUCACCCACAAACAGAUCAGUUCCACGCAUCAUUUGCUAAAGGUCCAGGAGCAACUGGGAGCUGAGCUUCAGAAACAAAUCAAGACGUUGUCUGACAAAGAAGAGGAACACAAGAAGAUGCAUGAGAAGAAAUCAGAAGAGCUCAAAGAGUUAGAGGGGGAGCUGAAGGGUCUGCAGAGCCACGCAGAAGCGACGGAGAAGCAGCUCGGAGAGGCGGACGCUCACAUUUUGUCUCUGGAGAAACAAACGGCUGAGCUGAAAAAUAUAGCUCAAGAGAUGAAGAAGGAGGCCGAGAACCUCCAGCAGUCUCACACUGAGAAGAUCAACUGCCUUUUGGAGCAGAUAUCUUCCUUACAAGAGGAGCUGACUGCGAGCAAAGACGAAGCAGAGAAGCUCCCAGCCUUGGAGAAAGAACUGGAAGUGUUCAACCAGUCCCAUGCUGAUCUUAAGAAGCACCUAGAAGCUCUUGAGAAGAUUCACUCCUCUACUAUUGAAAUCAAAUCCAACUUGGAGAACACCAUGAACGAGAAAAACAAUCUAAUCUGUAAUUUGGAGAAGGAGCUUGGAGAGAAGGCGAGCAAAGAGUCGGCAAAUCACGCUGUGGAGGUUGAAAAUAUGAUCAACAAAGAGAAGAUCCUCAAAGAGAAGCUUGAGGCUGCGAGGAAAUUAUUUAAUUCUUCAAAGACAGAAUCAAGUACUCGACGGGGAGAGAUCAAGACCAUGAAGACGACUCUGUCUGCUGCUUCACACGGCUUAGAAGAGAGAGACAACGAGAUAAAGAGUCUGAAGGAGAAGCUCAAUAACGCUGAGGCAGAGCAGGCUAAAACAUCAGAUCUCUUGAAGGAGAAGAUGGUUGCCAUGCACAAAAUCAAGGUUCAGCUGCAGAUGCUUCAAAUGGACCUGGAGGACAACGAGACAGUCGUGAACACUUGUGAAAGUCAGGUGAAGGAACUGAAGGGAACCAUAGAGUCGCUGGAGGCUCAGCUGACUCACAACAACACCCAUAUGACUGACAUGGAGGCAAGACUGGAGGACAGCCAAGCCCAGGUCUCUGUCCUGGAAACCCGUUUAGAAGAUGUCCAAUCCCAGAACUCGUUGCUGGAGACGCAGUUUGUCACAGCGAGGGACGAGCUGAUGGAGAGGAGCUAUGAAAUUACUCGUCUCGAAGAGGACGUCGCCAAUCAGAAACAGCUGGAGGAGAGCGUUGCUACUUUUGAGUCUAGGCUCUGUCAGGCCACAGAGGAAAAUGUCAAGUUAGAGACAACUCUCAGGCAGGUCAUUGAAGACAAAGAUAAUAGUCUUAACCAGUUACAACAAGAGAGAAACUUCCUUGAAGCUUCUUUGAAACAGGUAACAGAUGAUAAAGAGAAAGUAGAAACUGAAAUGAUUCGAGUAAAUGCAGAGAAGAAACAGCUGGAGGUCAGUUUGGAUGAGCUUUCUGAGAAGAACAAACAACUGCAGAACAACAUUCAGCAGUUAACUGAGGAAAAUCAGAAGGUCGAUGAACUCACCGCUCAGAAACAAGUCGCUGAAUCAACUCUGAGACAGGUCAACGAGGAGAAGGCCCACCUCGAUGUUACCCUCACUCUAAUUACUGAGGAGAAAGUCCAACUCGAGGCUAAACUAAACGAGCUAGCCUCUGAAAAGCUUCAGCUAGAAGAUAAUUAUAAUCAGCUGACCGAGGAGAAAAUCAAACUACAGUCUAGUGUGGAUCAAGUCACCGAGGAGAAAAUCAAACUACAGUCUAGUGUGGAUCAAGUCACUGAGGAGAAAAUCAAACUACAGUCUAGUGUGGAUCAAGUCACCGAGGAGAAAAUCAAACUACAGUCUAGUGUGGAUCAAGUCACCGAGGAGAAAAUCAAACUACAGUCUAGUGUGGAUCAAGUCACUGAGGAGAAAAUCAAACUACAGUCUAGUGUGGAUCAAGUCACCGAGGAGAAAAUCAAACUACAGUCUAGUGUGGAUCAAGUCACCGAGGAGAAGCUGCUGCUACAAGACAGCAUAGAGCGGUGGGGAGACGAGGUGGCUUCACUUAAAGAGCAGCUGGAGAGGAUGGAGAAGAGGACCGAGGAGGAGAACAGAGAGAGGAACCGACAGUUUGAGGCGGAGCAGGCCGAGCUGCAUCAGAAGUUGGCGAGUUUACAGACGGAGCUGACUGAGUUGAAGCUGCAGUACGACUCCCUGCUGGAGCAGGUGGGCCAGCAGCACAACCUCAUACAGCAGCUCUCUGGACCACAAGGUACCCAGAACCCAGGAGAACAAAUCAUCCACAUGGAGAACCAGGAGACAUUGGAUAUUGUUGAAGCAGCAGGACAGAUUGAUGUAGAGCCGACACUUGAUACGAGCACCAGUCUUGAGUCCCUUCCAGUAAAUGAACAGCUGAGCCCUGAGGUGUCUGAACUGGAUGAACUGGAACUUUCCCACCAUUCUGACAAGGACUUCAGUGAGACAGAGCUGGUGUUCAAGGAGGACAUCAGUGAGCAAGAGAUGAUCCAGGAACAGCUGGAGGAGGAGAGGGAGGCACGUGUGGCAGAUGUUGAGGAAGCGAGCUGUAACGAGGAGAAGCAUCAGCUUCCUGAAGACAGCAGUAGUCCCAAAGUUGUCCCUGAAAGCACACCUGAAAUCUGUGAGAUGUCUCUAUCACCAUCAUCCAUUGGGGAGAGCAGACACUUGGAGUCCAUUGAGUCAUCCCAGGUCCAAGCUGACACAGCUAUGAUUACAAAACAAGAACUCCAGACCCUGCGCUCAGACUUUGAUUCACUGAGUUCGGACCUGGCACUGAGAAUGGAGUUGACCUCCGAACUGGAAGUCCAAGUUCAAAACUUAGAGACGAAACUUCAAGCAACAGAGGAGCAGGCACAGGGUGCAGCGCAUAAGCUGAGCAUCGCUGUGGAGGAAAAGAAAGUCGCUGCUGACCAGUUGUUCCAGCUGUCAGAAGAGAGGGAGACCUUAACUCAGCAGCUGCAAACGGCUAAAUUCCAGCUGACUGAUGUGAUGGAAAUGAUGGAAGGACUAGAGAUGGCCAAAGGUGGUUGGGACGAGAAAUUCCUUCAGCAGGAGAGUGAGCUGAGGAGGGUUCGCUCUGAGAAAGCUAACCUGGAGCAGCACAUCCUGGGCAUGGAGUCUGAGCUGGAGACCUUGCAGGGGCAGAGGAGCAAACUGGGGACUGAGAUGGAGACGCAGAGGAGGACAUGUUCAGGCAUGGAGCAGCAGAUAGAAACUCUCAGGACAGAGACAACCCAGCUCAGGUCUGAACUUGUGUCCUGCACCGAGGAGCGAGACGACCUGAACCAGUCCAUGGGCCAAUGGAGAGACAAAGUUCACAACCUGGAGAACACAAACUGUGACACCAGAAACCUAAUCUCCAUCCUGGAGGAUGACGUCAGAGCAGGGAGGAAGGAGUAUGAAGCCCUUCAAAGCAGCAUGGAGAAACUGAAGACUGAGAGGCAGCAGCUGCUGGAUCAGGUUAAGGCACUGGAGCAGGCAAUAUCCCAUCAAAGUGGAGAAAGAGAUGAGCUGAUCGGGAAGCUGGACCAAAUCCAAGAAGAUCACACAUCAGCCGAUAACAACACGGAGUCCAUGUUCGGCAAGAUACAGGCGUUACAGGGAGAAGUGUGCCGCCUCUCACAGUCUCUGGAGUCUUCUCUUCUGGAAAAGGGAGAGAUUGCCUCUCGUCUGAACUCAACACAAGAGGAGGUCCAGCAGAUGAGGACUGGGAUUGAAAAGCUCCAGGUUCGCAUCGAGUCAGACGAGAGGAAGAAAAAGAAGAUGGGAGAGAUGCUCAAAGCUGCCCAGAGGAAAUCUGACUCGCUGCAAGAUCGCAUUGCUGUCCUGGAGCGAGAGAAGGAAGACCAAGAAGAGAGUCUAGAGGAGGCUGUGCUUCAGGCUGAGACAGCCACAGCUGAGCUGGAGGAGGAAAGGAUAAAGGUAGAGGAGGAGAAGAGGGAACUCACCGAGAAACUUUCCGAGCUGUCUGCCACACUGGACGACCUGAGAUCUGAGAAAGGACACAUGGAGAGAGAGCUGGAGACAAAGAACAGAGAGAUAGAAGAACUGAAGUCCGCUAAGGAGCAGCUGGAGAGAGGGUUGGAGAAGGCAGAGGUGGAGAGAAGAGAGGGAGAGGAAAGGCAGAAAGAGCUGGAGAAAGGAAUGAUAGAGGAAGCUGAGCGGCAAACAAGGAACAUGUGCGACCUCCAGGCACAGCUGGAAGCCUCCCAGCAGAGAGAGACCUCCCUGGAGCAAAGGGGUGCAGAAACAGAAGGGGAGAGAGAGAGGCUGCAGUCUCUGCUGGUGGAGAUGGAGAAAGAGAAAUCCUGUCUGCACACUUCUCUGGAGGAGUGGGAGAAGGAGAGUAACAACCUGAAGAACAGUAUUAAGGCUUUAGAGGAAGAAAUAAAGGAGCUCCAAACACAUAUUAAAGAAGGAAAAAGGGAAAUGCUGGAGAGGGAGGCAGAGCAGAAGAACGCUUCAGUAAAAUCCAUCCAGGAGGAAGCGCUCUCGACUCUGUCUUCAGUGGAACAAGAGAGAGAUCAUCUGCAGUGCACUCUUGCAUCUGUAGAAGGAGAGAAAGAAAGGCUGGAGCAAGAGAGGGGGGUGUUAGCUGAAGAGAAAGAAAAGCUACAGGCUGACCUCUCAUUGAUCGAAAAGGAGACGCAACAAACUCUAUCUUCAUUGAAGGAAAGAACAGAGCAGGAGAAACUAAAGAUCGAUGGGGAAAAACAAGAACUGCAGUCUUCCCUUUCUUCGAUUGAAGUCGAGAAAAAUAACCUGUCCUCGGCUCUUUCCUCCCUGGAACAAGAGAAGGAGACACUCGCAGGAGAACAAGAGACUCUUCAGUCUACAGUUGCUUCGCUGGAGAAGGAGUUGGAAGAGUCCAAAGAGUCUGCAGCAAAGCUCAAUGAGCAGGUGUCACAGCUAACGUCUCAGGCCGCUCGUCUGUCCAAAGAGAGAGACUCUGCCCGGAGCAAGAUGAGUCUCUUGAUGAAGACCUGCAAACAGCUGGAGCAGGAGAAGCAAGAGAUGCUGAACAGCUCAGGUGACGUGAAGAGCAGCAACGCGGUGCAGACUGAGGCGAAGCAGCUGAAGGAGGCGGCAGAGCAGAGAGAGAAGGAAGUGGAAGACCUGAAGAGUGCUCUGCAGCAGAAGAAGGUGGAGGCAGAAGAAAAAAUAGUGGAGUCACAACAAAAAAGUAAGGAAGUGGAAGAACUUAAGGCUGCCCUCGAUGGAAAGAAGAAAGAGUUAGAAGAGAGGAACGGAGAGCUGCAGGAGAUGAAGAGCGAGUUUGACAAACUAAACCAAAACCUGGAGGAGCAAAGCAAGGAGGCCGACGAGAGCAUCGAAAAAUACUGCAGCGUUAUGCUUAAAGUCCACAAACUGGAAGAGACCAACGAUUCACUAACAACCCGGCUGGAGCAGCUCACUGCUAGCCGACCAGCUAACGAAUCAAACGUCCCCUCCAGCAGCGCGGACGCUGCUCACCGGCGCCGCUCAGGGAGGAAGUCUUACUCCAAACAUCCCGAGGAAAAACUGGAUGAGAACACAGAGAACAUGGCACCCUUAACUCUGCAGAGGUCUCCUCAGGGGAAACGAGCUCACCAUGACAUCAGUAAUAAAGACAGCGCCCAGGAGGCCCUGCACAACCUGACAAAGAAGAUCAAAGCCAACGCAGUGACUACAGCCAAACCAAAAACUGAGCAGGAAGACGAUGAGUUCAGACCAGAGGGGCUGCCUGAGCUGGUGCAGAGAGGUUUUGGUGAUAUUCCUCUGGGGGAGGCCAGUCCGUUCAUCAUGAGGAGAACCACAGUGAAGCGCUGCAGUCCACGACUCGCUGCCAAACAGACGGUUCCCUCUUCUGAUGUCAUGGUCUUGGGGUCCAUGCCCUGUCUCUCCCCGAAUGGUGAGGAGAAAUCUGCACACCGCUCGCUGAGUGUCCACCAGACACCAGAGAAACAAGAAGACAACUGCCACGUCCAGUAGAUUAUGAUAGACACAGUUUUGCACUUGUGAUAUAUUUGGAGAAAUAUACACAUGCAUGCGUCAUUAAUCCACCUUUUUAAAAUCACACGCUAACAUAAAGACUCGUUUAUUUUCUUUAUAUGUGGGGUUGGCAGGCUGUGUGUCACUUUUUUCUGGGUCUUUAAAGUCACAACUACACCUGUCAAUGUCUCAUUUAUCUGUUGGAUGGUUUAAACACAUUACAAACAAAUCAAUAACCAAUAUAAGAUGAUGAAGCAGGUUAAACGAGUGUUGAGUUUCUUCAAAGCACUAUUUUUCUAAAGCGAUUUUUAAUGAAACUCCUUGAAAUGUCAGACAAGUGUUCUAGUAUGAAUGCGAACAUCCCCUUUUUCUGCUCCUCUUUCUUCAUGGCUUCAACUUGCAACUGUUUCCUUGUCUUUACCACUCUGGUUGUACUUUAUUUCCUUUUGUACUGUAUUUGUGUCCUUUGUUUGCGAGAGAGUCUUGGACCUUGUACAUAGUCGAUAAUAUACAGUAAAUCAGCUAUUCAUAUCUGUUAGUCCUGUAACAUAUAUAUUUUCUCAUGGCAGCUAAGAUUUUGUAGAUUUUAUGCUUUAAUAUUUUUGUAGUUAAACUCAAGAACACGUGUUUUUUAAUCUUUACAGCAAAUGUUAAAAGCUGAUGUGAUUUUAUAACUCUCGUUUUUGUAUGUUUAUAGUUAAUUGUUACUGAUCAUUGCAAAUAGUUCAUUGCCCUUUUUAUACUAAACUUUUACUGCCUCAUAAU